Letharia lupina is the source of this 1515-nucleotide messenger RNA. RefSeq lists its product as uncharacterized. The record is from RefSeq and is a predicted model, not a curated record. Bases 1 to 1515 code for a protein of 504 amino acids. Lineage: Eukaryota; Fungi; Ascomycota; Lecanoromycetes; Lecanorales; Parmeliaceae. The transcript has 3 exons.
AUGGCGAAGCGUGAAGAAGAUGAGAGCUUCGAGCUCCAACAAAACAGAUGGACUGAAUUGAUUAACUUACGCCAGGCGAUGAUAGAUUAUAAGAUGGACCCUGCGGGUGUUGAGCUUGCCAUCUCUAAUGUCUUUGAUCCCAAGAAAGGGCGUAUCAUCGAAAGCAUGAUUUUGGAUGGCCAAAAGUUGAUGGCCACGAUACUCCGGCUAGAAGAGCUUCAGAUCGAUCCGUCGAACGUGAAGAUGACUCUGGAGAAGGCUUUUGUUCCAGGCAUGAAUGGCGCAUACGACUCAGAUCUUCUCAGAGUGAAGGGAAUGAUCGAAAUGAGAGAGCAGAUGGCUGCGAUGGGCCUCCCAACUGGAUGUGUCGAGGUCAGCAUUUCGGAGGUCUUCAAGACUGUCAAGUCUGAAGAAGUGUCCGAGGCUUCUGCCACCAAGCCAUUUUCACCAACGGCGGGAAUCAUCCAGCCCGUAGAGCUCGACGCCUCUCCAAUCGCUAUCUUCAACCAAUCGACCGCAGAGAUUGGCAAGCCGGCUGAAUUAGAUGCAUCUGAGACUGCUAUUACCAUGCAGUCAUCAUCGAGCACAGAAGCCGGCAAGCCUGUAGAGAGUCCAGCUCGGCUCACUGAGAUGAGGCCUGUGUCGAAAGACACAGAAACCGACAAGCCCGCCGAGGUACCCUCUCAACCCACUAGCAUGAAGCAUCCGUCGUCAGAUGUAGAACACAUCGCAAUUAUAGGCACAUCAAUCAAGGCAAUGGACCUGGAUUCCUCUCCGGCUACCACGUCCUCCCCCUUGGCAAAAGCACCUUCAGUCUCAACCAGCCCCUCUACUGUCCGCUCGGCACCUUCGGCAAAGACAGCCUCAAGCCUAAACCGCCCGUCUACUCCCCGCCCGACACUUUCUGCGAAGAGGAGCGCUCCCACGGACACUGAGAUUGAGCUUGGUUCUGCACAAAAUCCCAUUUGCUUAGGAUCUUCGCCUGCUCCCCCCAAACGCCAGAGGACAACGAACGAUGUCGCAUCCAGGGCUGAUCCCAAGACGAGAGAGAGCUGGAAAAUCCCAAUCGAGUCCGUUGGGAUCAUGGGUCUACAUCUCAAGCCCAGAUACGACGAUGCAGACCUGAGCAUUGCCUUUGAUGUUGUGACCCAGCGCGUCGUCUUCUUUAAAGGCCAACAAUCUCUCACAGCGCUGUACCCGGGUCUUGAGAUCGUUCCAGAGGCUCUGCUUAGUGUGACACGGCCCUUGUAUACUCAAUCAAAGCAGCUCAGAGUGCGUUUCAUGUGGCUCGACACCGAUGCAGAGGAAAGUUUUUUGGACAUCACGAUCGCCACUAAACAGGACUGUCGAGUACUGAUCGCUAGACUGAAAAACCUUACUUCUUUCUCGGAAAUCCUGUUACCUGAACCCCGCAUGAACAGGCUCUAUGAAGACGCCACCUGGGUCGUGAAUGAAACCCCCAAUGCAUUCGGUGUCAGCGUGACAAAGUUUUCUGAGAAUGUGUGGCUGGACUGA